UUGAUUAACUUCUAAAGAGAUAGAAAUGCUCUCAGAACAAUGGUAAUUUUUAACAGGGAAGCCUAGACUACAACGUUUAGGAACAAAACAUGACGUCUCACGCUCCGAACCUUGUAAAUUUGAUGGAUAGGGAGAGGACUGGAUCUAGGAUGAAUCUCCGAGAAUUAUAUCUGAAGGAGAAAUGGAGAAACGCAACCCGUCUCGACUCAUGUGAUCUUCUUAGUCACUAUGGUUGCGUGAACGCUGUAGAGUUCAGCAGGGAUGGAAACUGGAUGGUUUCGGGUGGAGACGACAGACGUAUUCUGGUUUGGAAUAUGGAUCAAGCAUUAAACGAUGGUGGAUAUAAGUCUGUUAUGGAUGCGGAACACAGGUCCAAUAUAUUCUGCCUGGGGUUUGAUAAUGAUGGAAGAAGAGUUUAUAGUGGAGGAAACGACGAGCAGGUUAUAGUUCAUGAUAUAGAAACCCUCCAACCUCUAGACUACUUUCUACACGAGGAACCGGUCUACAGUCUCUCAGUGCACCCGGAGAACCCGGACCUGUUCGCUACAGCCUGCUCUGAUGGUAGAGUUCUCCUCUUUGAUAUGAGACAGAACCCUAGUGAGGAUCCAUUGAUGAUUGCUGGAUUCUCACAUGCAUUUCAUUCUGUUCAAUUUAACUCCGUAGAACCAAGGCUUCUUGUAGCUGCAAACCAGAAGCAUGGAAUUGGUCUCUGGGAUAUCCGCAACCCAAGGAGUUGUGCGCUAAAGUACGAAUCUAGAUCUAGUAUGCAUGUCAGAUUUAAUGACGCCGGAAAUAAACUCAUCGGAUUAAGACGAAGAAUGCCUCCGAUACUGUUUAAUAUAGAGAGUCCGGUUCCGGUUUGCGAGUUUGAUAAUCCUGGAUACUACAACAGCUGUACGAUGAAAAGUUGUAGUUUUGGUGGACCUAAUGAUGAGUUCGUAUUGUCAGGUUCAGAUGAUUUUAAUCUUUAUAUGUGGAGAAUACCCGAUGAUGGAGACGAGACUAGUUGGCAGGAUCGAGCUCACCUAGUUCUCCAGGGGCAUAGAUCAAUAGUAAACCAGGUUCGGUAUAAUUCACAACGUUCUGUUAUAGCAUCAUCAGGGGUAGAGAAGAUUGUUAAGUUCUGGUCCGUUAACUCCUUUCCUCAAGGAGAGGAUAAGAAGAUGGGAGAGAAAAGAGCAGUUUAUACUCAUGAAGACUAUAUUGGACUAGUCCUCAGAUCCGAAACGAUAGUACCUACCGAGUUCUCACAGUCUCAAACAACCACGGAGAACCCGAGGAUGAUGGCAUUCUUUGACAGUUUAAUCCAGAGAGAGAUCGAGGGUUGGGACAGUCAGGAUGAUACGGAGUCUCAAAGUCCUCCAAGUGCAGAUAGUAAUAACAGUGAAACCUCUGAGACUGGGUUCUCUGAUUUCUCGCCGCGAGCAAACUCCUUCGGUAGUAGGAGAAGACGAUUGAUGGAACGGAUAUCUGUGAGUAUAGCUGAUGAUCUAGUGAGGGAGGAUAGAUCUAUAGCUGAGGCCAGGAAUACAGUUGGAGAUCCUUUAAACAGUUCACAUGAUUCUACAGAUACAAGUAUUCUAGAUUCUUCAACCUUGGACACCUCAGCAGAAACUAUUCCGAGCUCGUAUCCUGCAUCGGAAGAUAUCCGUGAACCGCCCCGGAACCGUAUAGCGGAACUGAUUGAACGGAAGCGAGCCCGCCUAGUAAAGAUUGCAAAGAGAAGAGGGAAGCGACUACGCCGUCUGAACGAGAGUGCUGUAAACCGAAGCUUGGAGAAUGCAAGAAGAAUAGUCCGACUGUCACAGAAUAGCAGUUCUGAAGAUGGGGAUGAAUUAGAAGAGCAGAACUUGAACCUAUGUCUAGAUCCGUCCAAGAUUAUACAAACCCUGAGUGAUGAUGGGAGCUCUGCUGGACGGAUUGAACUAGGAGAAACUUCGACAGAACCCUCAGAUAAUAACAGUUCCGGAGAUAAUGGAUUGGGUGUGAUAGGAAGUAGUUCUAGUGGAGAAACUAGCAGAAGUUUGAGUGGAUCUGAGGAAGCUAGUGGGAGCAGCAGUGGAGGAAUAACGGGAAAUUUAGAAGAUUUGCUCCCAGGAACAUCGAAAUCAUCCAAUAACGUCUUCAUCAGCUCUCUAAGGCAGAGAAGACUGCGUAUUGUGCAGGAUCUGAGUGACGAAGAUGAAACCUAAUCAAGAUAUCCCCCCCCCCCCCCACUAUCCCUUGUCUGAAUUUAGUCGAAUUUCCUAGAUGGGAUAUAUUGGAUUUAUCUAUCCCACUACAAUUUGGUACACAUCAUGGAACAUGGAGUCAUUCAUAUUUGUCUCUGUUUCACAGAAAAUUCAGGGGAAAUUAUUUUGGAACUAAUGUCCCCUGAAAAUUGAAAUUAAACAUAAUCGAUCUGUAGUAAAGUUUUGUCCUCUAAAUACUGUUGAAGUGUUAAUUACUGUGAUGAGGUUUGAACUGGCUGUGAAGUAUAAAGAACUACCUACGUGCUGUGAGUUAGCUAAACCACAGCAGAAACCAACAAGAAAUUUCUAUCAGUUUUCCUCUAGUUAAACCUUAGUCCUAGUUCAGUUGAAAAUAUAUUAAGUGAUAUUUGCUGAAAUAAUAUACAGGGUG
Messenger RNA from Eurytemora carolleeae, 2622 nucleotides. Its product is annotated as DDB1- and CUL4-associated factor 5. Gene Ontology annotation, cellular component: cytoplasm; Cul4-RING E3 ubiquitin ligase complex. Lineage: Eukaryota; Metazoa; Arthropoda; Copepoda; Calanoida; Temoridae. The coding region runs from base 90 to 2192 and encodes 700 amino acids. The transcript is spliced from 11 exons. Gene Ontology annotation, biological process: negative regulation of fatty acid biosynthetic process. Gene Ontology annotation, molecular function: protein binding. The record is from RefSeq and is a predicted model, not a curated record.